AUGCCUAUGAAGAACCUUUUAAAUCGGACAAAAAAGUCGGAUAAUAAGGAGAGAGAUACUCCAGAUGCAGAGGAAAGAGCAGUUUUAGAUAUACAUCCGGUAACUUCAUCAACAAUGAGUACAUCAACAGAGGAGUCGCAAGAUUCUAUUCAUCAGCUACGGCCAAUGUUCAGCUCUCCAUUAGCCAAGCCCGAAGACGAAAGCUCGAAUCCACAGAAAUUUAAUUUCACUCAUGAUACCAAUUUGAAUUUGAAUCCGUCGAUCCUGAAUACGAACCUGCCACCUUCGUUAAUGUCCAAAGACUCGGAAAACAUGGUAAAUUCUAUGUAUUCGGAAAGUAAGAAGACAUAUUCAACGAAACAGUCGUCAUAUUUAACACAUAAUAGUCAGAAAAAUACAGGGGCUUCGUCUGGAAUGAGAAACUUCGAAUAUGGACAACCAUUGCAAAUUUUAAAUAUUGCAGAAGAAUCUAGAGAAACCCAGAAUGUUAAAGGGUCUCUUGUAGAUAAGCUCCAUGAGUUGCAUGGGGAUCUUUUAUUUUUUAUGAAUCAGUACAACAACUCGUCGACCAAUUUGUCUACGACUGUGAUCAACACAAUAGAUUGCUUCAAGAAAUUUGUUUCCUAUACUGAGAGUUUCGAUUCGGAGUCUGAAUCCUGGGAUAUAACAACCUUCAACAAUGCGGAUAUGAGGAGGAUAAUGAAAAUAUAUUUGAACUUCUAUGAUAAUUUAUUGGCAAGUGACGUGUAUAUAAAGUUAAAGUUGUUGCUCGUUAAGAACUUCAAUGAUUUUGCUGCAACGCUCAAUAGUAAGAAUAAACCUGUUGGUAAUUCGGCACAAAAUAUAGUGAAGCCACAAAACUACGCUAUCGGAAUUAAUCCUCAUAAAUCUUUACCCAAUGAAGACUUGAUAGAGAAAAUUAUGAAGAAAAUUGCUUCUACAUCAAUUUCAGUAAAGGAGCAAAACGGAUCUUUUAUUGCACCAAUAGCCAGAGGAAUAAGUAAGGAUUUACAUAUUCUUUGUUUGUAUUUUGGAUAUCCUAAUCCAACUGAUCAGCACUCAAAAUUAUCACAAAGCUUGCAUGAUUUAUAUGAUGAUAUACAUGUGGUCGUUAUGAAAAAUCAGAUAGAAUUAGCAUCCAUUAUGGCAGAGUCGGCAAAUAUUCCAUUUUCUAAUUAUGAUAUAUCGGAACCGCUGCUUCCUUCCACGCAAGUGGAGAAUGUUGUGCGUAAAUUCAAAUUGCCCUUCCGUAAUCCGACUGAUAGUUCUUGCCCUCCAAUAUCUCUCUCAUUAUCAGUAGAGAAUGCAUCAAGGCUAUCAGGUACUAUGGGUGGUUAUAUUUACCCUAAAAUUGACUUGAAGAAAGAACCUCACUUAGAAUCCUAUUCAAAUUCUAAAUUUGCUAUUUCAUGUGGACAUGUUUGUCUUGACAAUAAAGAUGAAGAUGUGAACUACCCACAUGUGUCAGCGCCACUGGCGGUAUUGAUUUCGUUAUAUAAGAAAGCGCUAUGGACCCAAUACCAAAAGUUUUCGCAACAAGGCAAUGAUGCUUCCACGAUGGAAGAAAGAGUUGCAUACGGCUCGGUUUUGAAAAAUUUAGAUAAGAUGUUCCCGUUGAAGAAAGUCAAAGUACCAUAUUCAAAUAAAAGAGAAGGAUAUGAGAUCAGAAAUUUACCAGAGCAUAGAUUUGGUCAAAUCAUUUGGGGUGAAAGAACACUAAUAAAUCUGAAGGAAAGUGAUAAAAGCAAACAAGAUUCAGAGAAUAAGUUGUCAGAUUUGGCAAUUAUCAAAGUCAACAAGAACUUGAAAUGUGAUCAGAACUUCUUAGGAGAUGAUAUCACUUUCAACGAGUACGACCCUGCAUUGAUGUUUGACAACCUUUAUGUGAGGAAAGUGAUUAAUCUUAAGAGAGAGUCUGAAGAAAUAAACAUAAAUGAAGUGGAUUCUGUUGCAUCGGUUAAUUCUAAUUAUAGUGGAUUGCCAAUCUUCAAAUAUGGGUCGACAACAAAAUUCACGAGAGGAAAUUUAAACGGAAUUAAAUUGGUAUAUUGGUUGGAUGGUGCGAUUCACUCCUCUGAAUUUGUGAUAAAUUCGGUGGAUAGCAAUACCGCUUUUGCCGCAGGCGGUGACAGUGGUUCGUGGGUCUUAACGAAAUUGGAAGAUUGUUCAUCUGAAUCAAAUGCAAAGGGUCUCGGUGUAGUUGGAAUGUUGCAUUCGUAUGACGGCGAACAUAAACAAUUUGGUCUAUUCACACCUAUGUGUGAAAUUUUGGAAAGGCUCGAGACAGUUACCAAUAUUAAAUGGGGUGUGGUUGGAGUGCCAGAAAAGGAUGAGCGUAUUUCGGGCCAUGAAUCUGAUUCAAAACUGUCUGAAAAUGACAAUGAUAGUGAUAGUUCUGAUUCAUCAGAGGACACUGAGUAUGAGAGUGGAGCAGAGGAAAUGGAAGGUGCAUAUCCCCCAGAAAUUGAUUGA
Molecule: messenger RNA, 2472 nt
Organism: Debaryomyces fabryi
Lineage: Eukaryota; Fungi; Ascomycota; Pichiomycetes; Serinales; Debaryomycetaceae
Gene: SSY5
Product: Ssy5p
Exons: 1
Coding region: 1-2472 (823 amino acids)
Source: RefSeq, a predicted model, not a curated record